Ictalurus punctatus (channel catfish) is the source of this 3387-nucleotide messenger RNA. It is a transcript of the gene scyl3, whose product is annotated as SCY1-like, kinase-like 3. NCBI's taxonomy places the organism in Eukaryota, Metazoa, Chordata, Actinopteri, Siluriformes, Ictaluridae. Bases 266 to 2518 code for a protein of 750 amino acids. The transcript has 14 exons. Gene Ontology annotation, biological process: protein phosphorylation. Gene Ontology annotation, molecular function: ATP binding; protein kinase activity. The record is from RefSeq and is a predicted model, not a curated record.
CACAGAUUUGGGAUUGAGCCGAUGUUGGUGGUUGGGCAAACAGGAAGUGCACCGUGUUUUGGAGUGUUUGGUGUUUAAUGCAGCUGGUGAAAACAGUCGUGUUCUCUCGGUCCAGAUGACGAGGUUAAAGGCGCUGUAAAGGAAGCGCUGUGCAGAAGAGGUUCGUGAUGCAAUAAUCCAUUUUAUUAGUCGAGAAGCUAACUAGCAUUGAGGAGUGGGGGUGAUCCAGCCAUACAGUGCGUUUGUCUGAUCUCACUGAGGCAGCAUGGGAGCAGAGAGCAGUGGGUUGAGGAGCAGUGUGCUUGAAGAGCCGUCUGUGACGCUGCCUUCAGGCCUCACCAUGUACUCUGCUGUGCUGCAGGAUGGAAAACCAGCCUCGGUCUUCGUCUACAAGCAGGGCAAUGAAGACAAAGUCAACAAAGCAACCAAGCACCUGAAAACUCUGAGACACCCGUGUUUGCUGCGCUUCCUGUCGUGCUCCGUGCAGGAUGGAGGCGUACACUUGGUGACGGAGAGGGUGCAGCCGCUGGAGCUGCUGCUGGAGGAUCUCACACCUGAGGAGAUCUGCGCUGGCGUCUAUGAUCUGCUGCAGGCCCUUGUAUUCCUCCAUGACAGGGGAAAAUCCAGCCACAACAAUGUGUGCAUGUCCUCCGUAUUCGUUAGUGAUGAUGGACACUGGAAGCUUGGUGGGAUGGAAACAGUUUGCAAGUUUUCGGAAGCAACGCCAGAGUUUCUCACCAGCGUUCAGAUGGUACGAGAGAGCAGCGCUGUGCCCCCUGAGGAGAAGCUUGGCGGAUUCAAGACGCUUCCCGACAAACACGCCCACGCACGGGAUGCUUUCUCUUUUGGCGUGCUGCUGGAGGCCCUCAUCCCCUUGCUGAGCAGUUACGUGUCGGACGAGCUGCUGGAGAGUCUGAGGAGCACGCUGCAGGUCAGCCUGUUGACCUCUGACCCCACGGUGCGGCCGGCUCUCAGCAGUCUGCUGACCCAUGAGUUUUUCAGGAAUGAUUUCCUGGACAUCAUGAACUUUCUAAAGAGUUUGACUUUAAAGUCUGAGGAGGAAAAACACGAGUUUUUUAAAUUUCUACUGGACCAAGUUCACAGCCUGCCUGAGGAACUGAUCGGCGCUCGUUUGGCUCCGAAACUGUUGAAUUCUCUGGUGUUUGCCGAACCCACGGCUGUAAAAAGCUUCCUGCCUCACCUCUUACAGCCCAAAAAGGAUUCAGCUGUACGGGUCGGGGAGGUGUGUCUGCUGUCGAUGCCACUGUACCGGAGACACGUGGUGCCGCAGCUUCUCAAGCUCUUUAAAGUGAACGAGGAGCAUGUCCGGAUGGUGCUGCUCUCCCAUAUCCACAUCUAUGCAGAGUUCUUCUCGCAUGACGAGCUCAAGAACCAGAUCCUACCUCAGGUGUUGCUGGGAAUGAGAGACACUAAUGAUGCUCUGGUUGCCAUGACGCUGCAAGGCCUGGCAGUCCUGGUGCCGUUACUGGGUGCGCAGGUAGUGGUGGGUGGCGAGAGAACCAAAGUCUUCAAACGUACCACACCGAACUUCACCAAGUCCACAGAGGUUACACCUGAAAACUCACCUGUUCAUAUUGUCGGAGCGUCUUCGCCCUGUAGUUCGCAACCCUCCAAGGUUACAGGUCUGUUGCCUAAACGUUUAGAAGGAGGAGAGCUCGUUCUUGAGAAGCUGAACUCUCUCCAGUCAGUCAGAAGAGAUGUUGCUGCCCAGAUGCCCUCUACAUCAAAGAAGGCUCUUCCAUUGAAUGGCUUCAGCCAAGAAGAAGAGGGAGAGAACGGCAGCAGAACGGAAAGACCGGACGAGGACUGGCCCGACUGGGAGGACGCAGGGGAGAAAUCUGGCACGUACCAGCCUGUACAAAUUAGCAUACAGCCUGCAGACAGUGACUCAGAAUUACCAACCACGGCUGCAUAUGAUGAAGAGGAACCCUGGGAUGAUUUUGAAGAUUCUGAGGUCAUCUCCAAGCACUCGAGUACUACGCCUCAGCCGGUCCCGACGUCAAAAUCCAUAAGCGACAGUGCCUUAGGACCUGUAUCUCUACCAAUUUCCAGACCUGCAAGAGAGUCUAAAGCACUUAAACUGAGUACUGCUUCAGUAAAAACUGCUUCUGAGCAGAAACAGUUGCCUUCAGAUGUAGGCUGGGAGCAGAACAUCGUGGAAGAUACCAGGCCCAGCAAACCAGGUGUAGCUAAAAAUGGAUACAGGAGUGCAGGAGCUGGAGGUCUAGGAGAGGAGUUCACCAUUGAGGUGAAAAAGAAACCAGAUCGAGAUCCAGAGCUGGACCUCUUCGCUGACAUGGUGCCAGACAUAAAGCUGUCGUCUCCUAGCAUGUUCUUACCCAUAGGGAGUUCAAUCAGCAAGCCUGAGCGAGACACUACACACUUCAACACACUGGAACUGACAGCCAAGUUUGCUGCAGUAGACCUGCCCGAGACUGAUGCAGAGGGCUGGGGUGACAGUGAUAUCACCUGGGAAGACGAGAACACCUGGUCCUGAUCACUGGAACUGUGAAUUUCUAAGACGGUCCAGAUGUUACACCGAGUUGGAAACGGGUGUGACCGUUGCAGGCAGUUGAAACUUUUAAUGCUAUCAUAAGUGCAGCUUUAGUGCUACUCGUUUGGACAACGGUGCAUUUAUGGGCGUUUCUAAAUACAUCAUUCACUUCAAACUGCAUUGUUAUAUUAGGGUUCCCUUUUUCCAGCUCACUUAUAUUAAUCGUAUAAGCGAGCACCAAGCCAUAAUGGAAGACGUGGAUAGUCAUUAUUCUACAGGAUGUGAUCUCUUGUCAUUCUGACUGCCAACACCUUGACCACUGGCAUGAUGUAAACUUGAGAAUGAACACAAUCACUUUAACAAUGAAGAGCUCCGAUUGAUAAAGGACAAUAAAUUAGGCAUUAGAAAUGGUGUAUGAUGAGAUUUGCAGUCAGAGCUGUGUGAUGUUUGAAACUACGUAUGAAACUUUUAAUGAACGAUGUGAAGGGUCGGUGUCUUGGUUCACUUGCCCUCAUAUUCCUUUUGGGAACCUCGUGUAGCUCUUUGCCAAAUCCUGACCGAAACACAGCUUCUAGCUCUGAAGUCAUUUUCACUGGAAGUACAUGUGCAGCAUUCGUCUUCAGGUUUAGGGUUGUGUUUUUGUUUCUGUUGUCUGUGCCAUCAGUGGCUCAACUUUGUUCUACUUGUAUUACAAGGAGCCUUACGGAAUAGCCAGUUUCAACAUAAACAUGUGUAUAGUAUACGGUUUAUAUACAGUACACACAUUUAUUUUGUUUUAGGGCUGGGGUUUUGCUGAACUAAAAGAGAGAAGGAUAUAAUUUAUUCUUAUUGUCAGAUGCUGAUGAAAUAAAGGUUUUAUGAUAUUUAUCUGA